CUUUGCCCCCUCUUCCAAGAACCCUAAUAUUUUAACCUAGAAUCCCUCUCUUUCUCUCUCUAGAUUUGUUUGAAUGGGAACGCCGGAGACAUCAAGGGAGCCAUGUCCGGAUCGGAUCUUCGAUGAUAUAGGCGGAGCAUUUGGUAUGGGAGCAGUAGGCGGCGGCGCGUUUCACUUUCUUAAAGGAAUUUACAGUUCGCCUAGAGGCGAUCGCUUUAUCGGCGGUACUCAGGCGAUGCGAAUGAAUGCGCCGCGUGUAGGCGGUAGUUUUGCUGUAUGGGGUGGACUCUUUUCUUUAGCCGAUUGUACUCUCGUAUAUGUUAGACAGAAGGAAGAUCCAUGGAAUUCAAUCAUUGCUGGGGCUGCUACAGGGGGUUUUCUUCAGAUGAGACAGGGUUUAGGUCCUGCAUCGCGUUCUGCUUUGUUUGGUGGUGUUUUACUUGCUAUGAUUGAAGGUGCUGGUAUAAUGAUUAAUAAAUUUGUUAGUGCACAGCAGCAGAAUAUGCCGAUUAUGUUUGAGGAUUCUAUGCCUGAUUUGAAUCGUGGGUUUCCUGGUGUUCAAAUGCCCAAUUCAAUUCCAUCAGAAUCAUCAUCAUCUUCAGAUUCAUCUUCUUCUUCUUCGUCGUCGUGGUUUGGAGGGUUGUUUGGUGGGAAGAAAGAUGAAUUAACAGAGAAGAAAUCUGGAGUGACGGUUCUUGAGAGCUUUGAUGCUCCAAUGCCGCCAACGUUUGAGUUGAAGUGAGAUCUUUUUAUUUGACUGUUUAUUAUUUGAACUAAAGUUUCAAUCUUUACAAUGAUUUUAGUAGAAUUCUACGAUAUAGUUUGAGAAAUUUUUUGUGUUAUUUUACUGAAUUGGGUUGGAUUUUUGAUUGAAGUUUUAUGAUAAACCUUUGAUAUUAAUAUGAUAUUUUUUUUACAUGGA
Messenger RNA from Impatiens glandulifera, 922 nucleotides. Its product is annotated as mitochondrial import inner membrane translocase subunit TIM17-2-like. Gene Ontology annotation, biological process: protein import into mitochondrial matrix. The transcript has a single exon. The record is from RefSeq and is a predicted model, not a curated record. Gene Ontology annotation, molecular function: transmembrane protein transporter activity. NCBI's taxonomy places the organism in Eukaryota, Viridiplantae, Streptophyta, Magnoliopsida, Ericales, Balsaminaceae. Gene Ontology annotation, cellular component: mitochondrial inner membrane; TIM23 mitochondrial import inner membrane translocase complex. The coding region runs from base 74 to 742 and encodes 222 amino acids.